This is a messenger RNA of Anolis carolinensis (green anole), 3700 nucleotides long. It is a transcript of the gene rad52, whose product is annotated as RAD52 homolog, DNA repair protein. Gene Ontology annotation, cellular component: nucleus. NCBI's taxonomy places the organism in Eukaryota, Metazoa, Chordata, Lepidosauria, Squamata, Anolidae. The record is from RefSeq and is a predicted model, not a curated record. Gene Ontology annotation, biological process: mitotic recombination; double-strand break repair via single-strand annealing; DNA recombinase assembly. Bases 2086 to 3084 code for a protein of 332 amino acids. The transcript has 8 exons.
ACAACAACCCUGUGAUCCCGGCCAUGAAAGCCUUCGACAACACAUCUAAAACCUAUAUCUAAGAAGUUUUGCUCUGGAAUGCAAAAGGAGGGAAAAAAGCCUCUAGAGCAGGGAUCCCCAAACUUUUAAAACUGGGGGCCAGUUCACGAUCCCUCAGACCAUUGGAGGGCCGGACUAGAGUUGGCAAGGUGGCCACCGAGCAAUAAUAAUAAUAAUCCCAACCCCUUUCUGCCUUUGUGGACCAAAAGCACAAGCAAAGCACCCCUGACAAAUGGCCUCCCAGCCUCAAUGUUUAUUAUUAUUAUUAUUAGUAUUAUUAGAUUUUGUAUUUGUUGAGCAUCAGAGAUGGAGGAUAUCGCACAUGUACUGUUCAGCUGUGAAUUUUAUAAGAAAGAGAGAGACCAAUGUCUCAGGCCAUACAUUAUUCGCAAAACACACUGGGACCCACAUAUUAAAACUUCAUUUUUGUUGGCCAGCCAGAAUCCUAAAAUAACACACAAAACAGCCCUUUUCCUAUUCAAAGCAACACAGCUGAGAACUGCAUAUUUGGAAUCAAUUGGGGUAAACUGUGGAGGUGAUGCAGAUAUUUGACAUGAAUGGGAUCUUGUUAACAGCUUGUUUAUUUUAACUUCUUUUGUAUGUUGUAUGUAUGUCUAUGUGUUAAAUGUUUUGAUACAGCCAAUGGGCUAAUCAAUAAAACGUGAUUUAUAAUAAUAAUAAUAACAAUAAUAAUAAUAAUAAAAAGAGGGUUGGAAGAGACCCCUUGGGCCAUUUAGCCCAACCUCAUUCAGCCUUUGUGCCAUGGGGGCUGGAUAAAUGGCUUCAAUGGACCGCAUGUGGCCCCCGGGCCGUAGUUUGGGACCCCUGCUCUAGAGAUUAGCUCACAGGCUGAACCAUCUCACCCAAACCUACAGGGGAGUCCCAAGCUCCACCCCCAAAACAAGAGCCAAUGGAACAUUCCACCCAAGAACAGCAAAGCAGGAAAUAAGCAAGGGAGAGAAAUCCAGUAAGACAUCACAAGUAUAAUACAGGGAAUGCUUUGAUCUGUAAUGCACAGUCCUGAUCAUUUGUAGUACACUUUAAUGGUAGUUGCACUGAGAUUCUGACAUACAGUAGAGUCUCGCUUAUUCAGCCUUCACUCAUCCAACGUUCAGGAUUCAACGCAGUCUGCCUCCCGCCCAGAUCCACAGCUGUUCUCUAGGCAGCAAAUCUAUCUUUAUUUGUAGUCAAUUUUUAGCAGUCAUUGUUUUUUAUUCAAUGUUUUCAAUACCUUGCUAAAUUCAUAAAUACAGUAAUUAGUACAUAAUGUUACAGUGUAUUGAACUGCCUUUUCUGUCAAUUUGUUAUAAAACAUGGUGUUUUGGUGCUUAAUUUGUAAAAACAUAAUAUGACGUUUAAUAGGCUUUUCCUUAAUCCCUUAUUAUCCAACAUUUUCACUUAUCCAACGUUCUGCUGGCCCAUUUCUAUUGGAUAAGUGAGACUAUACUGUACUUCAGUGUAACUCCUAAAUACGUAUAUCUUAAACACUAGCUUUUGUAUACUGUUCUCAGCUUACAAUUCUUCCUGUCCUGAAGAUACCAUACCACUACUCUUAAUCUGAAUCCAAUUAAACUCAUUUUGUGAGCUACUAUAACCAUGAAAAGCACAAUAUAAUUAUUAUACACCAAUAUGGACAUUUUUUUCUCUGUUGCUGUCAUUCUAACAUACUACUUAAAACAUAACCAUAAUAACUGUUGUUGUUCUGUGCCUUCAGUGUAUUUCCGAGGUAUUGUGGUUCUAAGAUGAACCUAUCAUGGGGUUUUCUUGGCAAGACUUGUUCAGAGGGAGGUUGCCUUUGCAUUUCUUUUUGCAGCUGAUAGGGAUUCGAACCCUAGUCUCCAGAGGCAUAGUGCAAUACCCAAACCAUUACACCACACUGGCUCUCACAUAAUCACUGUUAUAGAGAAGCAAAUAUGUACAUCCAUUAUAUCAAUGAAUUCAUUAAUUUUUAAAGUUGGCAUUAUCUUUUUAUGUUAUACAUUUAUUCUAUUCAUAAGUUACCAUAUAAUAUAAUAUAGGAGCAGGAGAGAAAUACACUACAGCAAAAUGAUAUCACCUUUCUUUUUGCUCUUCAGGUUUGUUACAUUGAAGGACACAGGGUUAUCAGUCUGGCUAAUGAAAUGUUUGGCUACAAUGGCUGGGCUCAUUCUGUCACUCAGCAGAAUGUUGGAUGGGGCAUACCAUGAAGAUGUUGGCUAUGGAGUAAGUGAAGGUUUGAAGUCUAAGGCUUUAUCACUUGAAAAAGCCAGGAAAGAGGCUGUUACAGAUGGACUGAAAAGAGCACUAAAGUGCUUUGGUAAUGCUCUUGGGAACUGCAUCCUGGACAAAGACUACUUGCGGUCAGUGAAUAAACUUCCCCGUCAGAUCCCUCCAGAUCUUGAUUUGAGUAAAGCUAAACGACAGGACUUUGAGCCUGUGGUAGAAAAAGCAAGAUAUGAUAGCUGCUUGCAAAAGGCAAGCAAAGGCCAAAAUCAUCUGUCCGCAAUCACCCCUGGUAGCUCUGACCAGUGGAACUCUUCGCGAAGCAUGGUUGAACAAGAUCAGCAGAACAGCAAGGUCUCACCAGCCUUGGAGUAUGAUGCCACUUACCAGCGGAAAUUAAGGCAAAAGCAACUUCAGCAGCAAUUCAGACAAGAGAUGCUGAAAAAACAGCAAAUCCAAUCAGAUACUUCAGCUUGCAAAGCUACAGAUCUAGAAGAAUGCAGUCUCUCUGUGAUGAAACAUUCAGCCCAGCUGGAGCCUUCUGUAGCAGAAGAGUUCCUCGCAGAUGACCCUGAGCUCUGGGAUUUGCCUUUGGAGGCUACUGAUCUCAGCAUUACCGGUCAUAAUGCGGGAUCUGUACAAACCCGUUCCUCAGGCACGCCUCUUGGAAAACAUCAAAUGAUGACUCGCAGUAGGACCCCACAAAGACCAAACCAACAGAAAACAUGGGCACAACUUGCGCAAUCACAUGUCCCCACAAGCCCGAGGCCUCACAUACCAGUUGAGUGCAGUCCAUAUAGGAGAGGCCAGGGAAUGAAGAAGAGAAGACUGGAGUGCACAUAACAUGAAAUGCUUAGUUAUCAUCUCUCCAGAUUUUAUUCCAGAAACAAUUUGGUUGGAUAGUUUCACAAACUGAGAAUAUUCUCAAUUUACCCAGAGGAAAGAUGUGUAUAGCUUUGAAAUAUUUAACUGAAAGCUGAAAGUUAUCAUCUCUGAUCACAUUCCAUUAAGUGAUGCAACUCUAUAUCCAAAUACAAAAAUGUACAAGUGUCCUUUGUUUUUUUUAUUUAAAAACAUUAGUUUUAACAAGGGCAGAUGAUGCAUGCAAAUAGACUGACAAGUGCUCAGUUGGAAUAAGUUGCCAGCCAGUUGAAUGAAUGUGACUUGUAACAUUUUAACAGUAACAUUUAAAAAAUACUAGUAAACCUUUUGUAGAAUAAAACUUUUUAAAUAUUUGCCACCCAACUGUAUCAGUGUACCAAUCUUACUGACUACCCUAUAUUAACACACCUAAAGGUUUUGUUUAUGAAUUUCUGUGUGCGUAUUUUCAAUCUUAAACGAAGGUCCUAGCUUUGAAAAGAUUAUGCAUAAAAACUGAAGACACAUGCAAUCUUUCAAUUGUUCACUAUGUACUUAUCUGAUUCUCUUUCAAAUAAAGAAAAAUCAUGGAGGCUUCUGA